Molecule: messenger RNA, 828 nt
Organism: Ruditapes philippinarum (Manila clam)
Lineage: Eukaryota; Metazoa; Mollusca; Bivalvia; Venerida; Veneridae
Product: putative gamma-glutamylcyclotransferase CG2811
Exons: 2
Coding region: 111-608 (165 amino acids)
Molecular function (GO): gamma-glutamylaminecyclotransferase activity
Source: RefSeq, a predicted model, not a curated record
GUUUGUUUACAUAGUCAAACGGAACGAGGUGAUUUAUGUGUGUACACCGAUUUUAUAUUUGUAUAUGAAUGGAUUCAACCUUUAACCCGUGAAACACUUUACAGUUCAACAUGUUUUUGAUAUUUGUGUAUGGAACAUUAAAAACCGGUGAACCAAACUAUAAUCUGAUGAAAGAUGAAACAUCCGGUGUGUGCAGACGACUAGGUACCGUUUACACCAAAGAAAAAUACCCGCUGGUUGUAGCGUCGAGAUAUAAUGUUCCAUUUUUGCUGUACACACCAGGAACAGGGCAUAAUGUUCAAGGAGAACUGUAUGAAGUAGAUGAUGCCCAGUUAAAACGACUUGAUAAACUUGAAAAUCAUCCGAAUUUGUAUGUCCGUAAAGAUGUGAUCUUGACAAAGGGAAAUGACGAUUCAAAUUCAGAGGAAGAUAUCCAUGCUCAAGCUUAUUUUUUAGUUAAUUAUAGACCUUCUUUAUUAGAUUUACCAAUGCUGGACAGUUAUAAGGACAUGAUUGACGGGAAGGUAUAUGUUAAACACAGCUCUAGAGAUGUACAUGCCCCUAAUUUCUACUAUGAAGUGCACACAGACUACGAAAAAGACAUAUAGAUCUAAUUUACUUUACGCUAUCAGAACUUUUGUUUCAAACGUUCAAAAUUGAAUAUAAUCAGUAUUCUGUAUGUUUAUGGUGUUUGAUUUUGCCUCGUUAACAUGUUAUUUCAAGAAGCAUGUUAUUAUGUUUAGAAAUACUACUCACAUGUUAUCAUGCGUAUUGAUCAAUGUCUGCAUGACUAAGCACAUUUUAAUAAAAUAAAAGUUUAUCACGCUG